CCAAUCAGGCGAGCAAUAACUGCCUACACGUAUGCUGAGUUUGCGCGCGGAGCGGAGAAGCGCCUGGCAGACCGGAGCGCAGCGCGAGGCAGCCAAGCCGCUGUCUGUCAUUAGCUGAGAGUGUGACAGAGGAGUGACAGAAGAGGGGGAGAGAGAGAGAGAGAGAGUCGGGGGGAGAGGGAGAGAGAGAGAGAGGAGAAGGAGGGAGGAGUGAACGGUGCAGGUUCAAACAGACACACCGGCCUGAGAGGAGAGAAGAAGAACAAGGAGAGCGCCGGACCCCGAGAGAGAGAGAGAGAGAGAGAGAGAGAGAGAGAGAGAGAGGGAGAGCGAGAGAGAGAGAGAGAGGGAGAGAGUGGGAGACUGACAGGCGUUACCGAAACUAGACGAACCAAAGCGUCGACAUGAGCGGCCAGUUUGAGGAAGAUAUCCAUGACCGGGGAGAGAGGAAGAGCAGCAAGUCCCCAACGCUGCUCUCCUCUUACUGCAUAGAGAGCAUUCUGGGCCGCCGGAGUCCCUGUAAGGUCAGACUGAUUGGGGCGCAAAGUUUGACGGGUCUGCCCGGCAGAGGAGAGCUCGACAAAACGGCUGACGGGCCAACGAAAGACCCCCUUUCCCUCAGCGCUGACAUGCACCUGCCACCCAAACUCCGCCGACUGUACGGACCCGGGGGCAAGUACCUCCAAGACCACGCAGAGAAGCUGGACAGAGAACGGCUUCUCCUGGAACAAGCCAGCGACAGCCUCAAAAUCAGCCAAGCGCCGCAGGUGAGCAUCAGCCGCAGCAAGUCCUACCGGGAGAACGCGUCGCUGAGCCGGGGGGAGGGCGACCAGAGCCCCGGGGAGGGCUCGGAAGACGGCAGCCUGGGGCUGGUGGAGCUCGGCCCGUUGAAGUUCGAGGAGGACGGGGGGAAAGAGGAGGAGAGCUGCGCGGACACAGCCGCGCUGUCCCCGAAGGACGAGGAGAGGGAGAGCUUGAACGCCGGGGAUGGGGACGUGAGGGACGGGGAGGACAGCGUGUGUCUGUCAGCGGGCAGUGACUCGGAGGAAGGGAUGCUGAAACGGAAGCAAAGAAGAUACAGGACUACCUUCACCAGUUACCAGCUGGAGGAGCUGGAGAGGGCUUUCCAGAAGACACACUACCCCGACGUCUUCACCAGAGAAGAGCUCGCAAUGCGCCUGGAUCUUACCGAGGCCCGCGUUCAAGUGUGGUUCCAGAACCGCAGGGCCAAGUGGAGGAAGCGUGAGAAGGCCGGGGUGCAGGCCCACCCAUCAGGCCUGCCGUUCCCAGGCCCCCUGGCGGCGGGCCACCCCCUCAGUCACUACCUGGAGGGAGGCCCCUUCCCUCCCCCACACCCGGCCCUGGAGUCCGCCUGGACAGCCGCGGCGGCCGCAGCCGCAGCCUUCCCAGGCCUGGCACCGCCGCCCCACAACGGCUCGGCCCCACCCCUGGCCACCCCGCUCGGCCUGGGCACCUUCUUGGGCACGGCUGCCAUGUUUCGCCACCCCGCCUUCAUUGGACCCACUUUUGGCAGGCUGUUCUCCAGUAUGGGUCCCUUAACCAGUGCUUCCACCGCUGCAGCUCUCCUCCGCCAGCGCCCUCCCGUAGAGAACCCCUCCCACGCGGGGCCCGUCCUCCCCGACCCUUCUGCCUCUUCCUCCUCCUCCUCU
Molecule: messenger RNA, 1670 nt
Organism: Lates calcarifer (barramundi perch)
Lineage: Eukaryota; Metazoa; Chordata; Actinopteri; Centropomidae
Product: aristaless-related homeobox protein-like
Biological process (GO): regulation of transcription by RNA polymerase II
Molecular function (GO): RNA polymerase II transcription regulatory region sequence-specific DNA binding; DNA-binding transcription factor activity, RNA polymerase II-specific
Source: RefSeq, a predicted model, not a curated record